Molecule: messenger RNA, 1329 nt
Organism: Fonsecaea pedrosoi CBS 271.37
Lineage: Eukaryota; Fungi; Ascomycota; Eurotiomycetes; Chaetothyriales; Herpotrichiellaceae
Exons: 6
Coding region: 1-1329 (442 amino acids)
Source: RefSeq, a predicted model, not a curated record
AUGCUCACGGUGGCCCGACCUCAGGAUGAGAUAACGGCCUGGUGGUGGUCUGGCCAAAAUACAAGUUCUACAAGGAUCGCCGUAGACGCGUAUGCGAGAGCCGUCGAGUAUUUCGAAAGAGCGUUGGCUGAAACACCGAGUGAAAGAGCAUGGACCCGUGGCCAGACCUCGCUCGAAGACGUCAAGAAAACGGUCGAGCGGGCACGGGAUUCCUAUGAUGAUCGGUCGGAGCCUCAUGCCAGAGCGAAGAGGUGGAUUGGCGCCUUUGCAGCGAACAUGGCCCGUUAUGGCGCUGUGCUAGACAUCCUCGCCAAUGCCGACCCCCUUCAUGCAGGGCUUGCUUGGGGAGCUGUUAAAUUUAUUUUUGCUGGUGUGUCCAACUAUUCACAACACGCGGCAGAACUAGCAAAGGCCUUAGCCCACAUCGGCGACGUUCUGCCGCGUAUUCGUAGAGCCGUUACGUGGUACACUGCGAAUCGUACCAGGCGCGUCUUGAAAGCCGUCUUCCGGCCUUCCCAGCUCCCUUUUCAGGAAACUGUAGCAGACAUCGAACUUUGUGCUAGGAACGUGGAAUUGAUUGCCAGUACUGCGGGCCGUGCCGAGAUCCGUGGCCAGUCAUUUGUCGUGGAAGAGCACAUUGUACGUCAACGACAGAUAGAGCAGCGGUUGUUGGACAUGCAGCCGCAGUUGGAAUUGGUGUCCAUCUCGAGUCAAAAGCACGAGCAGAGCCUACAGCAACUCGUUCAGCAUACCAUGAACAGCUACGACCUCCUGAAAGCCGUCAAACUUGAUGUAGGAAUGGACCCGGCUACCCAGAAGCUCGAUGCUUAUCGUCAGAAGCACACCGCAGGCUUUACAACGCACCCUGGAUAUGGUUGUGGAGGUGACAACGCUGCUCAAUACCACGAUGGCAUUCUCAUUCUCACGACCAACCGUGUCGGCACGUUCGACGAAGCCUUCAAAUCCCGUGUUCAGCUCGCCAUACACUAUCCAGUUCUAAAUAGUAAGGACCGAUACGAGAUCUGGUGCAACUUCAUCGAGGCCCUGAACGGGAAGAAAGUGCCUAUGCUUUACGAAGAGCUCAGGCGUAAGGCUUUGGUCAUGGCACGACGACGCUUCAACGGCCGACAGAUUCGCAAUUGCCUUUGGACGGCGACUCAAGUGGCGAAGUACAGGAACGAGUCGCUAGGGUACAGCCAUAUUGAGCAGGUGAUGGAUAUCUCGCAAGAGUUUGAAGACUACUUGGAAAGAACUCGCGGGCAUACAGACGAGGAGAACGCCCAAGCCCAGGGCACCAGGGCUUUUGAUCCCGAAAUCAACAGUGAAUGA